Molecule: messenger RNA, 1677 nt
Organism: Pestalotiopsis fici W106-1
Lineage: Eukaryota; Fungi; Ascomycota; Sordariomycetes; Amphisphaeriales; Sporocadaceae
Exons: 3
Coding region: 1-1677 (558 amino acids)
Molecular function (GO): flavin adenine dinucleotide binding; NADP binding; N,N-dimethylaniline monooxygenase activity
Source: RefSeq, a predicted model, not a curated record
AUGGUUCCAGAGUCAUCAAAAAUUACAACAUGCAGCAAGUUUGCAUGUGUCGGCACGGGAUUCUCGGCCAUUGGCUUGGGUGCGACACUAAAGCGCUGGUAUGGAAUCACAGACAUUCACUUCUUUGAGCGUCAUAGCGAACUGGGAGGCACAUGGCAUAUCAAUCAAUACCCAGGCAAGUUGAGAGCACUACUCAAAUGCUGUGCUUGCGAUGUUCCUAGUGUAUUGUACAGCUUCUCAUUUGAACCGAACCCGAACUGGACACGCAUAUUACCCAGCAACACCGAGCUCAAGGCCUAUCUGGUACAUGUCGCGACCAAGUACGAGCUUGUACAGAAAAUGAGAUUUUGUGUCAACGUCGAAGCGUGUGAGUGGAUCGAAGAGCGUAGCGUCUGGAGGAUGCGGGUAUUCGACUACAACACCAAGGAGACCUUCUACCACGAAUCCCAAUUCUUGUUCUCGGCCUCGGGACAGCUGGUCACACCCCGUGAAAUCGACAUUCCCGGAAAGGACAGAUUUGACGGUCCUUUGUUCCACUCAGGACGUUGGCGGACGGAUGUCGACCUCACGGGAAAGAAGGUCGUGGUCAUCGGCAAUGGCUGCACCGCCGCCCAGAUUGUACCCAACAUUGUCAAAAAGACGGCACACACGACGCAGAUUGUCCGCAGCAAGCAUUGGAUCAUGCCACCUAUUGACGCUUCCAUUCCGGAUUGGACUCGCUUCAUCCUGCGUUGGGUCCCGGGUGCGAUGCAAUUGUUUCGCUUUGUGGUUUUUCUCAUCGCAGAAAAGGAACUUCAAGGUCUCCCAAUGACCAAGGCCGCUGCCCGAUACCGACAGAAGAGGCGCGCUCUCAGCGAAGCAUACAUGCGUGGGAAAGCACCUCCAAAGUAUCACGGUAUUCUGAUUCCCGACUUUGAGUAUGGCUGCAAGCGACGUAUCUUCGACUCUGGCUAUUUGGACAGCCUCCACGAAGAGAACCUGACUCUGACCAACAGUCCUGCCCUGGAGAUUGUUUCUAAGGGCAUACGGACUAAGGACGGUCUGGUUGAAGCUGACGUUAUUGUAUUGGCUAACGGGUUUGUCACGAACCACUUUUUGGACCAAAUGGACAUCAAGGGACGUGGAGGAAAGACGGUAGGCGAGCAUUGGCGCGAGAUGGGUGGUCCCACGUCCUACAACUCUUCUGUGCUGAGUGGAUUCCCCAACUUCUUCAUCCUUCUGGGUCCCAAUGCCGCCACAGGUCAUACCUCUGCCCUCAUGGCGGCCGAAAACUCAAUCAACUUCGCUCUGCGCGUGAUCAAGCCCGUCUUGGAAGGCCAAGCCACCGUGGCUGAUCUCAAACCGCAGGCCGAGGCUGAAUACACAGAGAGACUUCAAAAAGACCUCGAGAAGACUGUCUGGAACUCGGGGUGUCAGAGCUGGUAUAUCAGAGCCAAUGGCGGUAAACCGUGGAACGCAAUGAGCUAUCCUUGGACCCAAAGCUACUUUUGGUUCCGAAGUCGGUUCCCGACGUGGUCUGAUUGGCGGUAUACUGGUGAGGCGGAGUUGCGAAAGGAAGGGUUAGGACAUGGUUAUCUUGUAGCUUGGGUGGUCAUAGGUGCAGUGGCUUGGUGGUCUUGGGGCCAGAACUUUGACUAUGAAGUUGCUGCGAAACAUCUUCAAACAUUUAUUUCUUAG